AUGCAGGCGUGCAGCAUUCUUGUUCUCUGCACCAUUGCCCUUACGUCUGAGCACGGUGAGAGUCGGCUGCUGAUGCCGCUCAUUUUUUUGUCGGAGCGUUGCCUCGAUCACGCGAUGGAUCUCGGCCACUCGCCGAUUCUGUUUUAUGCGUCCACGUUGCUUUCCUACCUGUCCCUGAUCGCGGCAAAGGCUGAGAAGCGGGGGAAGUCACUACGUGACCGCAACGUAAUUGUAGAGACGCUCCUCUACGCCGUCGUCGGUUUUACAGUAGUCUACUUUAUUGUGAAGGAUAAGGUCAUCUCUCUCGGCGCCAUCGCGUACGUCGUGUCUGGAUACGUUUUCUUUUUGAAGCUGCUGCCCGUCGUCGGCGACAACGAGGCGAUUCUCAUCGGCUCCCUCGUUGGUUUUUACUUCUGCGAUAUUUGUGUCAACAACAACCUUAGCGUCGACGGCGGCCGCGAGUCUGUGCUGUCGCUGAACGCGCCAGGGUACCAAACGUCGUACACGCACAUCGCGAGCCGCGGCAUGAUCCUGUGCGCCAUCUAUAUCUUCAUACUCGUCUCUGUCUUGUCGAGAUGGUGUCUUAUUCCGACCAACAAAAACUCUAAGUCGUCUCGGCGCUGUGUGAGCCGCAAGCGCAUCACCGUCAUCUUCUGGGUGUCGAAUGCGGUGGUCGGGCUCAUCCUUGGCCUCGUCAUUAGUUAUCAGUUUCGGGAAAACGUCUUGCGCUGGCUCUACGCGUACCUUGUCUCCAGCCGCUUCCGUAUGUGGACACUUGUAUGCUGGCUUACGCUUCUGCCAUUCGCGGUGUACCUCGUCGAUGUGGUGUCCAUGCGAGUACGACCGACGGUGCGCCGCAAGCUGUUCCACUUCAUCGCUGUCGUCGCUUUCACUCCGGCAACGAUGAUUGAUCCGCCAUUCAUGGCAUUUGCGUUCUCCACCGCCAUCAGCUUAUGCGUGCUCAUAGAGGUGGCGCGGUACUACAAUGUGUAUGGUUCUCAGUACAUUUCACGCUUCAUGGCCCGCCACAUCGACGACCGUGAGCACCUCGAUGGCGUCGUGCGCACCCACGUGUACCUACUCAUUGGCCUUGGCAUCUCACUCAUGAUGCGCUACCGACAACUGUCCAUCGAUGGUGCGCCGGUCCCAGCCAUUAUCGAGCUCUCCAUCAACAUCAUUCCUGGCAUUGUGUCGCUUGGCAUCGUAGACGCGUGCGCGGCGAUCACUGGGAGCUCGUUGUUUCUGAGCUCGCGACGCACACUCGGACGCUACUUAAAGAACGCCCUCUUUACAGAGCGAGCUAACACGUCCAUCACGCAUAAGACGACCACUGGCACCCUGGGCGGGCUAGUAUGCGGCUUUAUCUUUUGGGGAGUGAUUCUCGCGAUCGCUGAGGUUCCAAUCACGGGCCCUGCCUGCUAUUCCUUCACCAUGAUUGCUGCGUGCACGCUUACCGAGUGCUUCAUGGAUGGCAUUGACAAUCUGCAGCUGCCUUUGGUCGUGCUAGGGGCCGUAAACAACCUGUUCGCGCUACUGCUACCGGUGAAGGAGUUGUGGGUAAACCCUUCCAUCACACGACCAAACCCCACCACAGCAAGGUCCAUGGCAAGUGCGUUGACGUCUCCCUGGAAGAACUUCCCUUCUCCUAUGUCGGGCUCUUCAUGA
Leishmania braziliensis MHOM/BR/75/M2904 is the source of this 1665-nucleotide messenger RNA. RefSeq names its product putative dolichol kinase. Gene Ontology annotation, cellular component: endoplasmic reticulum membrane. Gene Ontology annotation, molecular function: dolichol kinase activity. The record is from RefSeq and is a predicted model, not a curated record. Lineage: Eukaryota; Euglenozoa; Kinetoplastea; Trypanosomatida; Trypanosomatidae. The transcript has a single exon. Gene Ontology annotation, biological process: dolichyl monophosphate biosynthetic process. Bases 1 to 1665 code for a protein of 554 amino acids.